This is a messenger RNA of Peronospora belbahrii, 1719 nucleotides long. Lineage: Eukaryota; Oomycota; Peronosporomycetes; Peronosporales; Peronosporaceae. The record is from the annotation of a GenBank genome assembly.
AUGAAUGGUGGUGACUUAAAUGCAAAGAUUAAGGAUUAUCCCUAUAUGACAAGUCUCCGCUUUGAAACUCAAGAGGAAACGUUUUGUAGUGGAAUUCUUAUUGAUUCACAGUUUAUUUUGACUGCUGGUCAUUGCAUCAAGACGGAACCAGAUGCUAUUAUUGCUCACCUUGGAACGGGCUUUGGCACAGGAUUGGAUGGUGAACAGAUUAAAGUUAUUGAACGGUAUCAGCAUCCCAUGUAUAAUGAAACGUCGUAUAUGUACGAUGUGGGACUGUUGAAGCUGGAGAAACCGUCAAUACAAAAGAUGGCGACAAUGGGUGCAUUGGAUAGAUUUGACAAUCUAGUUGGCACAAAUGCUGUUGUCCUUGGAUGGGGAUUGACUGAGGACGGCUCACGCAACCUCAAGUUUCGAAAGACGCACGCCACACUUAUUUCAAACGCAGAAUGCAAUGAGCAGUUUAGUAUCAGUAUAACGGAGGGAAUGAUAUGUGCUCGGAACAAAGACAGCAAGGACUCGUGCAAUCGAGACAUAGGAGGUCCACUGAUUACCACCGACGGCAUUUUGAUUGGAUUUGCGAGCUUGAGAGGAAAGUGCGGUGCUGACGCUGGUAUUUACACCCGUCUGACAAUCGUCAUGGACUUUAUUAGCGAUGUUUUGGGUGGUGGCACGGGUCGUAACUUUACGGAUGGCACAGCGUCGAUGACGCAACAGACAUCUCUCACUACGCCUGGAUUUGCUGACACGCCGACGGUGGCUAGCUUAGUUGCAACAACUUCUACAGGCCCCACUGCUGUUUCAUUAACUACAAAAGACGUGAAUACUGAAUCUACAUAUGGUUUAAGCACAAAAUCGACACCAAACAGCGUCAGCACCAGAUCCUUUAUGACUGGUAGCGGUGGAUUUCCGACUGCUAGCCUUAGGUUGUCUGCGACAGAAAGCGACUUAUUAGCGACACUAUCAUCGAUGACAGAUGCGUUUGCAAGUGCUAUGAGUACUACUAUGGGUGCUUUGACUUCCACAGCCGGUCCCUGGUCUCCGACGACGCUUUCUGCUUCUGACCACGCGGUCCUCCGCCGUUUGGAAAAAGUCGACGAAAAAGAGAUUGAGGAGGAAUUGAAGGUUACCGAUGAAGCGCAAAAAAUCAUUGAAAAAGUCGAACUUGAGGCGGAAAACGAGAUUGAAGAUGGGUUAGACUCCGACAAUGAUGAUGAGGUGGCGGAAGGCUUAGCAAUGCAAGUUGCUGCUUUGAAGGAGGGGAAGGAAAUUGAAAAGGUGGCCGAGGAAGUCGAAAAGGAGGAAGAAAAGUUGUAUGAUGAGGAGGUAAAGGAGAUGGAGGAGGACGUAGAAAAUGAUGACGAUGAGGACCAAGACGAUGACGACGACGAUGACGACGACGCUGACGACGACGAUUACAGUAAGGAAGACGAUGGCGAUAACGAUGACGAUAACGAUGACGAUGACGAUGAAGUGGACGAGGCGUCAAAGAAGACUGACGAGGGCGAUAUUGACGAAGAGGUUGAUAGCUCGGCCAAGACACCAAAGAAUGUCUCAAUAGAGGAUAAAUCUGAGAGUGGAGAAGACGAGGAGGCUACUCCGCCCCCGGCUACAUCCAAGAAAUCAUCACAAAAGGUCAAGGGAAAAGACGCUGAGCAAAUUGAAAAGGCUGAGGCGAAGGAGGAAGACGAAGAAGACGAAGAAGACAACAAUGAUGAAUGA